CGUUCAGCACCACGCGGAGCCCGGACCCGCCGGACCCACCGUUGCCGGUUUAUUGCAGAUGCAGAAAGAACAUCAGAGCCUGUUACUGUAUUGUAAGGACGUAUGCUGAGACACAGCUUUACAUAAUCAGGAUGUCAAGUAGAGCUAGCAAUGUAGGACACCAAUGGGCUGCCUGAGGAUGCAUCGCCCCUUGACCUGGCUAUGAUCAUCUCAAGGGUGCCACAAACCCACCUCACCGUCCCCGUGCCACCCCACCAGGCUCUGGACCUGACACCUCCGUGCCCUCCUCCGGUGGAAUGGCCCAGGCGGGGGGACCCGUUUGCUUCCACCCUGAGGAGGGUUGUGCUGCCUCGCCCCCGCCGUUCACCUGCGGGGUGGACCGGAGGUCCUGGCUGUCAGGGGGGAGCCCCGAGGCCGGGAGGCACAGCCCCCCGCGCUGCCUGACCCCCAACCUCAAUGCUGGCCGCCUCCACCUUCUGCGCAAGGGCUUGGUCCCUGACGCCCACCGCUGCCCCAUCGGCCUCUACAACAGCACCGGUUCCUUGGCCCGCAAGCCAGCAGAGGCGGCUGCUUUUGGCAACGGGAGCUGCCUGGGUGUGGGGCGCCUGACAGCCCCCUGCACCCCUCGUCGUGGUCCGUCUGCUGCGGCACUCUGCUCCCCGGGCAGCCGCAGCCCGCUGGUUGCCGCGGCCCCGGAGGGGCACAGCUCCGUUGUCACCUUCCGCUUCAUCGAGAAGGCCAGCGUACAGACUCUGGGCAGCCUCCCGCCCCUCCAGCCCCGCUGGGAGAACAGCCCCCACCUCAGCCGCAGCCUGGAGCUUGGCAGGGAUGUGGGGUGCCCUCAGCCCCAACCUCUGCCCCAGGAACGACUCCUGCACACAUUGAAGCUGGAGGCCUCCGCAUCUGACCCACUCCUGGCUGGGGGCAGGAUCCCGCGGGGAACGCAUCCAUGUGGGAAGGAGCCCUGCACUCUUGACACCAACUGCCUCUGCCGCUCCCUCACCAAUGGGCUGCCGGAGGAUUUCCCCGCCUUUGCCAGGAGCCCCCCAAAGCUGGACCCCCGAUCCCAGGGCAGCGCAUGGCUGUACCCCCGGCAGAGCUCAGCUCAUGCCCAGCGCAUCGCAAAGGCCAAGUGGGAAUUCUUCUAUGGCUCCCCAGAUGCUCCAAAGACAGGCUCCUCUGUCCUCGACUCUGCUUCCCUGGCCAAGCCCUCCCAGAAGCCUGCCUGUCCGCUGCCCACCAAGCCACCAGCAUCAGUGCCUGAGCACAGCUUGAGCCAUGUGGAGGUGGAGAUAGAGAUGGCUCCUCCGAGCGGGCAGAAGCCUGGCUCCUGUGAGACGGGGAUUAUAAGGAGGACAGUGAAGUACUCUGAGACAGACCUGGACACCGUGCCACUGAGGUGCUAUCGUGAAACCAACAUUGAUGAUAUCUUGGCUGAGAAAGAGGAGGUGGAUUCAGCAAUUGAGAGCCAGAAGGACAGCGAGAGCAACCCAAGCUUUGGGGGCACCCCAGGCAGGAGGAACAGCACAACAGAGGAGACCCCUGCCCGGGGCACCAGCUGCCCAAAGGAUGGGCUGCGGGAUGGGCACACGGAUGAGGAUGAUGAGGUGUUUGAGGCGACGAGGAACAAGAACAGGGAAAGGAGUAUGGACCAAGACACACAGGGUAUGCUUAAGUCUCCAGUGCCCUUCCUUCUAGGGCACAGCCUCUCCAAGGAUGGCAUGGACUCUUUCAGCAAGCAUUUUGAGAGCAUCAUGGAGUCCCAUCGAGCCAAAGGCACAUCUUACACCAGCUUGGAUUCCAUUGACAUCCUCUCUUCCCCAGCCCACACCCAUGGGACUUUUUUCACUUUUGACCUCCCAACGCUCACCCCAGAAAUACAGGGACAGAUCCGAGACAGUGCCAAGCUGAUCAAGGAGAACUUUGCUCCUCUGGCUCACUUGGAGCUGGACUCUGGGACUAGUUCAACCACAGAUGCCCCCUGGACGGAGAGGGAAGAGGAGCAGGGGAGACGAAGGAAGGGUGCUCAGCACAAGCCUUGCUGCUCAGAGGACAGCUUUGGUACACCCUUGGCCUCCAACAUGAGCGAUCGCCCCCUAAGCCAGCUGGACUCGGACUCGGAGAUGGACAGCAUGGAGCAGCUGGCCCUGGGCAGCACGGACACCCUCUCCAAUGGGCACAAGGCUGACCUGGAGGCCGCCAAACGCCUGGCCAAGAGGCUAUAUAACCUGGAUGGCUUUAAAAAAGCUGAUGUGGCCCGCCACUUGGGGAAGAACAACGAGUUCAGCAGAAUGGUAGCAGGGGAAUAUCUGAAGUUCUUCGUGUUCACAGGGAUGAGCCUGGACCAGGCUCUAAGGUCCUUUCUAAAGGAGCUGGCAUUGAUGGGAGAGACACAAGAGCGAGAGCGAGUGCUGGCUCAUUUUUCCCAGCGUUAUUAUGAGUGUAAUCCCAACGCCAUCUCUUCAGAAGACGGAGCCCACACCCUCACCUGUGCCCUGAUGCUGCUAAACACAGAUCUGCAUGGACAUAACAUUGGGAAGAGAAUGUCCUGCUCUGACUUCAUUUGCAACUUGGAGGGUCUCAACGGAGGCACCGACUUCCCCAAGGAGCUGCUCAAGACGCUGUAUGGCUCCAUCAAGAAUGAGAAGCUACAGUGGGCCAUCAGAGAUGAGGAGGAGCUGAGAAAGUCCCUCUCCGAGCUGGCAGACCCCAACCCUAAGUCCAUCAAGCGCAUCAGCUGCAGUAACCCUUUUCUGGACUUCUCCCAAGACUCCAGCAUUGCCACCUACAAGCAUGGACUGUUAGUGCGCAAGAUCCACGCUGAUUCCGACUGCAAGAAAACACCCCGAGGGAAGCGUGGCUGGAAGCCCUUCCAUGCCAUCUUGAAAGGGAUGAUUCUCUACCUGCAGAAGGAGGAGUAUAAGCCAGGGAAGGCACUGGCAGAAGAGGAACUGAAGAAUGCUAUUAGUAUCCACCAUUCACUUGCCACACGGGCGUCUGACUACAGCAAGCGACCCAAUGUCUUCUACCUCAGGACAGCUGACUGGAGAGUCUUCCUCUUCCAAGCACAGAACCCUGAACAGAUGCACUCAUGGAUCACGCGCAUCAAUGUGGUGGCAGCCAUGUUCUCCGCGCCCCCUUUCCCUGCAGCCAUCGGCUCCCAGAAGAAGUUCAGCCGCCCACUGCUGCCCAGCUCCUGCACCAGGCUGUCCCAGGAGGAGCAGGUGAAAAGCCACGAGACCAAGUUCAAGAGUAUGUCAGCAGAGCUGCUUGAGCAUCGCUCCUCACUGCCCGAGAAGAAGGUGAAGGGGAAGGAGUACGAAGAGCUGAAGCAGAAGGAAGAGUACCUGGAGUUUGAGAAAUCCCGUUAUGGUACCUACGCCAUGUUGCUGCGGGCCAAGCUGAAGGCAGGCUCCGAGGACCUGGCAGCGUUUGAGUCCACCCUCUUUGACGCAGCGGGUGGGGAGGACGAUGGUCUGAAAAAAUCCCGUUCCAGCCCCUCGCUCAACGCAGAGCCCUCCAGCAUCGGCACCAAGGUGAAGCGCAACAUCUCGGAGCGCACCAGCCGCCAGCCCCCAGGCCACCCCCAGAAGUCAUAAGCAAGGAGCAUCAGCCACCCAUGCUGCAGCUCAGUUCCUGCUCCUCUGGCGCUGGGAUGGGGGCUACGUGCCUGCCAAGAUCCUGCAUGAGUAUGUCCAUCUGCGGCAUGAACUAGGGGGGUGUCAGCCCAUCCCUGGCCACCAGCACUAGCCAGGCAGGGCUGCAGCCUCUCAGCUGGAAAUAGAGGCAGAGCAGGAUAGUCCCUGGUCCUUGCCUAUGGGAGCUGCCAGCACCAUCAGACUUGUUCAUGCCCCUCCUUGUCCUGCGUUUGGCUGCAGGACCCACUCCCCCUGCCCUGCGGAGGGGGAAGAACCGAAACCCACCCAUUGGGCUCAGUUCUUCAGUGGCUAAAAAAAAAAAAAAAAAAAAAAAAAGACAAAAAACCACCAGCCCUGCAGUAAAACAAAGCCAGCGGCUGCUUCUUCAGCUCCUCAGCUCCGUUGUGCUGUGGGGGCAGACACAAGGGGGCCAGUCCUGGCCUCUCCCCUCUCCUGGGGCUGGUGGCCAGGGGAGUCAGGGUGAUGCACUUGGGCCCCUCCCUGUCCCGCACCCUCCCUGCUUUCUUACAACUUUUGAAUGGUUUUUGUGAUACAGUUUUGCACUUUUUAGUACCGGAUCAAGCUGACCACCAGGGAGGUUUUUUUGAGGGGGCUACUUUUGAUGCUUUUUUGGAACUGUUUAAAAAACAAACAAAACAACAAACCCAGCCAUGUCCUGUAGGCAGCACUGCCUCUGUGGGGAGGUUUUUAUAUGCUCGGGGGAGACACCGCUCCACCUCUCCCCGCCCUGCAGCAAGCUGAGCAUGGGCUCCUGUGUGUGCUCCUGCCUGCUCCCCAGCCCUGCUCUGACACCAGCAACCCUUUGGGGAGAGACAGACAGAGACAGCCCUGCGGCCACCGGCAUUGAGGAGGCAGCCUUGGGAUGGCAGUGCCCGUGGCUUUACUUGUGGCUGUGCCGUUGGGUGGACUGAUGUGCCAGUGCUUUAUGACCCCUUCCGGCAGCCUGGACCAGCCCUGUUCGUACUCGCUGGGUGUGAGAGCAUGGUACCCGGGGCAUGUUGGGCAGCAGCAUGGAUGUACUCCCAGUGGGAAGUUGACGCCUGAAAUCAGGGUUGAGCUGGGGCUCCCUACUGCUCCACAGGGCUGGCACAGGCCAAAGCCAGCUUUCUUUCCCAUGCCGCUUCUUUAACAUAUGGCUGGGGCCUUGGAGGCUGCCAGCAAAGCCCAGUCUGCAGUAAUGCAAGGUCCUCAUGCUGCAGCAGCAGUGGUGCCACCCCUUUCCCAGCCAUUAGCUCCCUCCUUGCCAAGGUGAGGGCAGGCUGGGGCAGCCCCCACCAUCCCAGGGUGGGCUGGAGGUUGCUUAUCUGGAGCAAGGUGCUGGUGGCGGAGCGUGGCCACAGGAAUGCCCAGGGUGUACAGGGAGGGGGCUGGGGACAACAGAAGGGCUGCAGAUGGAGGCUGUCACACAUGCUUUUCUCGGCUGUCUGGGACCUGGGCUGGUUUCAGCACUGACUUUGCGAAUGUGUCAAACUUUUUAUUCUGCUCUUUUGAGUCUAUUGCAAAAAAAAACAAAAAAAAAAAAACCAAACAAAAAAAAAAAUCCA
This is a messenger RNA of Cuculus canorus (common cuckoo), 5203 nucleotides long. It is a transcript of the gene PSD, whose product is annotated as pleckstrin and Sec7 domain containing. Lineage: Eukaryota; Metazoa; Chordata; Aves; Cuculiformes; Cuculidae. The record is from RefSeq and is a predicted model, not a curated record. Gene Ontology annotation, molecular function: guanyl-nucleotide exchange factor activity. Gene Ontology annotation, biological process: regulation of ARF protein signal transduction. The transcript has 18 exons. Bases 297 to 3599 code for a protein of 1100 amino acids.